This is a messenger RNA of Fusarium pseudograminearum CS3096, 660 nucleotides long. RefSeq lists its product as uncharacterized. The record is from RefSeq and is a predicted model, not a curated record. The transcript has a single exon. NCBI's taxonomy places the organism in Eukaryota, Fungi, Ascomycota, Sordariomycetes, Hypocreales, Nectriaceae. Bases 1 to 660 code for a protein of 219 amino acids.
AUGUCAAGACAAACUCGCUCUGCCGCCAAGAAGCUAACCCGUAUCCAACUCUCAACAACUCCAAUUAAUCCUCCACCCCACUCUACCGCAUCAUCACCGUUACAAACCCGCCUCUUCGCCAACCCGCAAGAAUGGGAACUCUAUCUCACCGACAACCACCCCACAAACCCUUCAGGCCUCUGGCUCAAAAUCGCCAAAAAAUCAUCCCCAGUCCCCUCAAUAACAUACGACCAAGCCCUCGACACAGCCCUCUGUCACGGCUGGAUUGACGGCCAGCGCAAAGCCCUCGAUGAAACACACUUCAUCCAGCGCUUCACGCCGCGUCGAAAAGGAAGUUUGUGGUCGCAGCGUAAUGUGAAAAAGGUUGCUACGCUUAUCAGCGAGGGGAGGAUGAAACCUGCUGGGCAAGCUGAGAUUGACGCGGCCAGGGAGGAUGGACGGUGGGAGAGGGCGUAUUCGUCUAGUAGUAACGCGUCUGUGCCUGAUGAUUUUCAAAAGGCGUUGGAUGAGAACAAAGCAGCGGGGGAUUUCUUUGCGGGGUUGGGAAAGACAAAGAAGUACGCUUUUAUUCAACGGUUGGAGACUGCGAAAAAGCCGGAGAUGAGAACAAAGAGGAUCGAACAGUUUGUGACGCUUCUUGCGAGCGAGAAGAGUUUGUAA